AUGCUGGCCAGCCGUCGCGCCGUGUCCGUCCGGGCCCAGGCCAAGCAGCAGCCCAAGGCCCAGACCAACGUGGCCAAGGCCGUCGCCGCCGUGGUGACCUCCGUGGUCAUGCUGGCCAGCCCCGUCAUGGCGGCCGAUGUCAAGGAGACCGUCCGCCCCGCGGUGUGCGCCGCCAACCCCACCGCCAAGAUCUGCCUGCAGGGCAGCGCUUCCCGCAACUAA
This is a messenger RNA of Monoraphidium neglectum, 222 nucleotides long. RefSeq lists its product as hypothetical. The record is from RefSeq and is a predicted model, not a curated record. The transcript is spliced from 4 exons. The coding region runs from base 1 to 222 and encodes 73 amino acids. NCBI's taxonomy places the organism in Eukaryota, Viridiplantae, Chlorophyta, Chlorophyceae, Sphaeropleales, Selenastraceae.